AAGAGGAAGCUGAAAGUCACUAAAAGUGUUGUUUCAAGAAUGGCAUAUCCAAACACACAUCAAGCUUUCAUCAGGGUUAGGAGUACUGGCUGGCGAGGACAAUGUAUUUCAAAGUAAAUAAGGCAACUCCUGAGUUAGCACAGCCUCUGUGUUCAUAAACACACAUUAUGAGGAAACAUCACCUUUCUCAGGCCAGCUGUGAAUCAUUAGUGUGAACCAUGUGCUGAGAAAACAAAUGGGCUCCACUUCACCCAAUUCUGUAGGAUGACACAGGGCUAUUGGCUAGAUGUACGUAAAACACUGUCUGUUAAUCAUUGUAGCUCACCUCGUUACUUGUUUCCAGACUUUCUUCUAGUAGUGACAUCCUGUGCUCAGCAGAGUUACUGCAUGUCUCACACGACUGCAAAAGGAACUCCAGCACCUCCCCAGUGUGCUCGAUGCCAGGUGUGAAAAGUUUCUGUGGGUGUGUAUUGUGUGUGUGCAUGUAUGAAUGCAUGUGUUUUGGACUUGCUGUUAAGGAGCAAGAAGUGGAUGUAGGUGCAGCUUCCAUGGCUCAGGAAAAGAAGAGAAAGAAGACAGCAGGAGUGCUUCCUCCAGAUGGCGGCUGGGGCUGGAUGAUCGUGGCCGGCUGUUUCAUGGUCACUGUCUGCACUCGUGCUGUAACAAGAUGCAUCUCCAUCUUUUUUGUGGAAUUUCAAAUGCAUUUUGCACGUGAUUACUCUGGGACAGCAUGGAUCCACUCGUUAGUAGACUGCACCACCAUGCUGUGUGCUCCUCUGGGCAGCCUGCUUGGGAAUCAGCUCUCAUGUCGUGUUGCUGUGAUACUUGGAGGAUUCCUGGCCUCUAUUGGAAUGGUGCUUAGCUCUUUUGCCACCAGUUUAGAGUACCUCUACCUCUCUCUAGGUGUCUUAACUGGACUUGGCUUUGCUCUCUGUUACACACCAGCCAUCGCUAUGGUUGGCGUUUAUUUCUGCGAGAGGAAGGCUUUGGCUUAUGGUAUUGCUAUGUCUGGCAGCGGCAUCGGCACGUUCGUGCUGGCCCCUGUGGUGCAGCUACUGAUUGAACACUACUCUUGGCGCGGUGCUCUACUUAUCCUGGGAGGCUUGGUGGCCAACCUGUGUGUGUGUGGAGCUCUGCUACGGCCUAUCACUCUCAAAGAAGAGGAAGCCGUCCCCUUACCAGUGGACUCCGAGUGUGGAUACAAUUCAGCACCUCUCACAACUGAUCAGAAAGAGACAAACAGCAAAGAGCCGAAAAACAGCAAGGAACGCUGCAUGCAUUUCAUGCAAGACUACCAUUUCCUGCUUAUGCCUGACUUCCUGGUCUUGGCAGGCUCCUUCCUGUUCCUGGCUAGUGGCUGCAGCCUGCCAUUUGUUUACUUGGUGCCCUACGCCCUAGAUGUGGGUGUCAGUCACCACCAUGCUGCCUUUCUUAUGUCUGUUUUAGGCAUCAUUGACAUUGUGGGCAACAUUACUUUCGGCUGGCUCACAGACAGAAGGUGCCUGAAGAAAUACAGGAGCAUUUGUUACAUGGCUGCUGUGGGGAUGGAAGGUCUCUGCUGCUUCCUCAUUCCUCUCCUACAUACAUUCGCCCUGCUGGUGCCCUUCUCAGUGCUUUAUGGCUAUUUUGAUGGUGCCUAUGUUGCCCUUAUUCCCGUGGUGACAUCAGAUGUAGUGGGGACCACAUGCCUGUCGUCUGCACUUGGUGUUGUGUACUUCCUACACGCUAUUCCCUACCUGCUUAGCCCCCCUAUUGGAGGCUGGUUGGUGGAUACCACAGGCACCUACACAGCAACGUUCUUCCUCAGUGGCUUUGCGCUUAUCUCCAGUGCUCUCCUGCUGUGCGCCAUCACUGUGGUCCGCCACUGCCAGAGAAUUCAGAGGAUCUCCACACCAGAAGCUUGUGAAACCAAACAGGCAGAGUUUUAUACUGCAAAAAUCUUAUAGUGCUGGACCUAUCAUUUAUAUGAUCUGUUAUCUUUUAUUUUUGUACAAAAUGCAGGCACAUAAACUUCAGUAUUUUUUUUCGUGUGUGUGCGUGCAUGUGUGAGUGUGGAAACAAAUGUAAUAUUACCAGCACAGUUCCACAGUCUCAAAUCCCAUUAAUGUGCCUUUUCUAUCUGGUAACUUUCUGUUAGAUUGUUAGAAUAAAUCUUUCUAGAUUGUAAAUGAAAAGUGACAAACCCCAUUUUCAGAAAAGUUGGGAUAUUUUCCAAAAUGCAAUAAAAACAAAAACCUGCCAUUUGUUAAUUCAUGUGAACCUUCCUCUAACUGACAAAAGUCCAAAGAAAAGAUUUUCAAUAGAUUUACUGACCAACUUGAUUGUAUUUUGUAAAUAUAAACAAAGUUAGAAUUUGAUGCCUGCAACACACUCAAAUUUAGGACAGAGUCAUUAUUACCAUUGUAUUACAUCAACUUUCCUUUUAAUAACACUUUAAUCAUAUGGGAGCUGAGAAUAUUAACUGUUGCAGUUUUGCAAUUGUUGUCCAUUUUUGCUUGAUACAAGACUUCAGCUGCUCAACAGUCCAUGGUCGCCGUUGUCUGAUUCUCCUCUUCAUGAUGAGCCAUACAUUCUCAAUAGGAGACAGAUCUGGGCUGGCAGCAGGCCAGUCAAGCACACGCACUUUGUGUCUGUGAGGCCACACUGUUGCCUGGCAUUGUCCCGCUGAAAUAAGCAUGGACUUCCCGGGAAGAGACAUCACCUUGAUGGCAACAUAUAUCUCUCCAAAAUUAAAAUAUCCACCUCUGUGUCAGUGGUACCCUCACACACAUGCAACUCACCCAUGCCGUGGGCACUGAUGCACCCCAUGCCAUCAUAGAUGCUGGUUUUUGCACCUUUCUGUGAUAACAAACUGGAUGGUCAUGUUCACCUUUGUCACGGAGAACUUGAUGUCCAGUAUUCCCAAAAACAAGCUGAAAUGUGGACUCAUCUGACCACAGCACACGUUUUCACUGCCUUUUGGUCCAUCUGAGAGGAGUUCAGGCCCAGAGAAAUUGGCGGUGUUUCUACAUAGAAUUAAUGAAUGGCUUCAUCUUUGCGUAAUACAGUUUCAGGAAAUUUUGGUACAAAGGGGUGAGCCAUGACCCAUCCUUUCUUGCAAAGACUGAACCUUUUGUGCAUGCUCCUUUUAUACCCAAUCAUAAUACCCUUACCUUUUUCCAGUUUACCUGCUUAUUGUGGAAUCUUCCAAAGUAGUGUUACUUGAAUAUCCUAUAAACUUUUCAGUUUUAUUUUGCCUCUGUCCCAACUUUUUUGAGUGUGUUGCAGGCAUCAAAUUCUAACUGCAUUAAUAUUUACUUGCUUUUUGUAUUUUGAUACAACUGAGUUGGAAAGUAAAACUAUUUAAAACCUUUUACUUGUAUUUUUGUCAGUUAAAUAAAGGUUAAUGUGACUUAAAACAGAUUUUUUUUCAUUGCAUUUUGGAAAAUAUCCCAACUUUUCUGGAAAUUGAAUUUGUAGUAACAGAAAAGGUGACUUAGAGUUGGUGCAUAUUGCAUCAAGUUUUUUUUAAUAUAUAAAUAUAUAUAUAUAUAUAAAGUAUGUGUCCAAAAGUGUCAUAUAAUGUUUUACACUAGUAUCAGUGUCCUUAGGUAAAAAUAUUUUCUUAUGAACAGAAUUGUGCAAGACUAAAUCAGUUUCAUGACUUUUCUUUAAGUAGGCAAGACCAAGAUUUUAAUUUACAUCAGUCAGCUUGAGCCCUGUGAUGACCUGGCGACUUGUCCAGGGUGUACCCCGCCUUUCGCCCGUAGUCAGCUGGGAUAGGCUCCAGCUUGCCUGCGACCCUGUAGAACAGGAUAAAGCGGCUAGAGAUAAUGAGAUGAGAUGAGAUCAGUCAGCUUGGAAAAUAAAUUAGUGCCACAAGAGGGCAGUGCUGAUUUAACUCAUUUCAGUCUUGGUUGAGUGUUGGCGGGGCAGUACAGUGGUGUAGGGGUUUGCACUGUUGCCUCACAGCAAAAACGUCCUGGGUUUGAGCCCAGUGGCUGACAAGGACCUUUCUGUGCGGAGUUUGCAUGUUCUCCCUGUAUCUCUGUGGGUUUCCUCUGGAUGUUCUGGUUUCCCCCAAAGGCAUGCAAUUAGGUGAAUUGGCUACUCUACAUUGACCAUAGGUGUGUAUGUGAAGGGUUGUUUCCCAAGACGAGAAAUGGGAGGGUUGUGGCAAGAAGGGCAUUUGGCAUAAAACUAUGCUCCAAUUAAUAUGAGAUGUGGAUCAAUAGGGUCCACAUGGACCCUGGCCUGAUAACAGUGCUGAAAAAGUCUUGAUUGUUGGAAGCUGCCAUGUUGUCACACAAUGUUCAUGCAUUGACAGAUUAAGCAGUUAGAUAAGAGCUAGUUUUACAUAUCUGUAUUUGAUGAAAGAAGAAAGAGUUGAGCCAUUCCACCGAAUCGGUGCCAUUUCCGUCCCUAGAAAAUUAUAUGUAUAAAUGCACAUAAAAAUGUACUUUAAAAUACAUUUCCUUAUAACACAGAACGUCCUGCACAUUGAUCUGAUUUCAAAUUUAAGAUAUAUAAUUGUAAGGAUUAAUAAAAACUACCUAAAACACUGAAAAAUAGCAUGUGUUACCUGUCCCCGCACUCUAACUUUAUACUUAACUCUGAAAUGUCAUGAUUAAAAUCCUUCAGAAACAGUAUUUCUUUUGAACUGUUGUGUGACUCCAUAUCCUAUCCAUGGCUUAAAUAUUAUUUUUUUCAUAAGAAAUCCACAAUAUCUUAGUUAAAAUACACAUUUUAGUCGUGUCCCUGGGUUUUCACUCAGUCCUGUUACCCAAACAUAUUACCUCAUCUGACAAAUUUGGAACAUUCCAUAAAUCACAUGCUCAACAGGAAGUUACAUCAGUUGUGUCUUCUGAAGGCCAUGGGAAGACCAAAAGUUAGUUCUCUCAUUUACUUUUCUGUAUAUUUGAUUAUUUUUUAACUUUGACUGAUAAGGUCAAUGUCAACAUACUGUCCUGUUACUUAAAUUAUUUCUUAGAUGAUAUUUGUUUAUUUUAAAAAUACAGAUUUUUGGUAAAUCACUAGAAUGUGCUAAGUGUGGUCAUGCUAUUAGCGAUGACGCCAUGUGGCUUAAUUCCAUGUAUUAGCUAAUCCUAGGCUAAAAACUCAGUCCUGUUACUUUCAGAGUUUUGGUAACAUGACUGAAAAAAUGCAGCCAUCUUUGACUUCCAAACCUUGUAACGUAGCCUGAGGUUGACCAAUACACAUUUUGAAUAGUUAAAUACUGUAUGUGUGUUAUUAUAAUCAGUGUUGAAAAGAUAUAACAAAUUAAGUUUAAUUUGGGAGUGGUACAACAAGCAAAUGGCACCCAUUCGGUGGAAUGUCCCAGUUACAAUGUCUUUUAUAAUAAACAUGUUUUAACUUAUGGUUAAUAAAAGAUUAGCACAGGGAAAUAAAUCUUCUCUACUGAUCCAAUGCUGUUAUCUUGAAUGGUCAUUUAUUUCUGUUAAAUUAAUAAAGUGUACAUGUUUAACACUG
Messenger RNA from Neoarius graeffei (lesser salmon catfish), 5469 nucleotides. RefSeq names its product monocarboxylate transporter 12-B-like. Gene Ontology annotation, molecular function: monocarboxylic acid transmembrane transporter activity. The coding region runs from base 438 to 1946 and encodes 502 amino acids. The record is from RefSeq and is a predicted model, not a curated record. The transcript has 6 exons. NCBI's taxonomy places the organism in Eukaryota, Metazoa, Chordata, Actinopteri, Siluriformes, Ariidae. Gene Ontology annotation, biological process: monocarboxylic acid transport; transmembrane transport.